Aspergillus puulaauensis is the source of this 1290-nucleotide messenger RNA. RefSeq lists its product as uncharacterized. The transcript has 2 exons. Gene Ontology annotation, molecular function: fatty acid synthase activity. Gene Ontology annotation, biological process: secondary metabolite biosynthetic process; fatty acid biosynthetic process. Lineage: Eukaryota; Fungi; Ascomycota; Eurotiomycetes; Eurotiales; Aspergillaceae. The record is from RefSeq and is a predicted model, not a curated record. Bases 1 to 1290 code for a protein of 429 amino acids.
AUGUAUGGCCAUAAGAUGAAUGAAUGUGCCGUGGCCACCUCGUCAAUUCAUGCCGACAUCGCUUUCACUCUAGCAAAGUACCUUUAUUCCCGUAUCAAUCCACAUUCCAACAUCUCCGCCACCAGUAUCAACAUCAAAAACAUGCAAGUCGAGCAGGGUCUCAUUGCACGAAAGGAUCGCUCCCUGCCUCAGUCGAUUCAAAUCCGUGCCAUAGCAGACCUCUCGAUUGGGUCGGUCCAGAUUUCCUGGCACCACGUAGACGACCAGGGUCGGCGAGCAGAGGACAGCUUUGUUACUGCAGUGGCGGAAUACGGCAACCCUGAAAACUGGCUACAGGAGUGGUGCCCAAUGACCCAUUUAGUGCUUAGUCGAAUCAACGAUCUGCAGCGCCUGGCAGACGAAGGCAAAGCCACAAGCCUGUCCCGAGACAUGGUAUAUACGCUAUUUGCCAAUCUCGUCGACUACGCGGACCGGUACCGGGGGAUGCAAAGAGUGGUCCUGAACGGUAUGGAAGCAAUGGCCAACGUGACUCUCGACCCUGAAAUGUCGGGCUCAUGGACCGUGGCCCCUCACUACAUCGACAGUGUUGUGCAUCUGGCCGGCUUCAUCCUCAACGGUGGGAAUGCCCUCGACCCGCGACGAAACUUCUAUGUCACUCCCGGCUGGAAAACGAUGCGCUUCGCCCGCCCGCUCGCUCCCGGUAGCCAGUUCAUGUCCUAUGUACACAUGUUCCCAGUCCAUGGCCAACCUGGGUUCUAUGCGGGUGACGUCUACAUCUUCCAGGACGGCGAAAUUGUUGGCCUGGUGGGUGGUAUAACCUUCCGCUCGUUUCCCCGGAUACUUCUCAGUGAGUUUUUCACUCCGGAUACAAAGAAGAAGACUCAACAUACCGUCCGCGCAAAUACAACUGCGCCAGGAGAUGCUGCAACAGCUCCCCCCUCCCAGGUAUCUACCUCUAUGGCCGGAUCCGAUGACGAGCAGGCUCAGAUUACACCCACCACAAGGGAUAGCGACUCGAUGAUCUUCGCCUCGAAAUCUACCACUGAGUCCUCUGCAGUGGACAGUCCACUCAUCCAGCAAGCGAUGGAGCUGAUCGCCCAGGAAACAGAGGUUGACCUCCACGACCUAUCGGAUGGGACGGAGCUUUCUUCAAUCGGAGUUGACUCGCUACUCUCGCUUGUCCUGGCACAGAGGUUCAACGUAGUACUCAACCUGAAUCUGCACAGUUCUCUCUUCUUGGAUUCACCUACCAUUGGUGACUUCAAGUCUCGGUUACUUAGCCAUUGUUGA